CAGGAUGUUGUAUUAACAUUUUGGCGCGGAAAUUCCUUGAUAAGAUUCAAUGCGAGUGUAGCUGUGAGGUUUUGUAGUGUGUCGCAAUUCGUUUUUUCUGACUUGAAAUAUUAAUUUGAUAGAAAUUAUUACACUUUUUAUCUCUUCAGCAUUAUGUCGUUGAAAACUCAGUACAAUUUUCCCAUUCGGAAAAGAAAUUCUCUCAACAAUAAUUCAGAAAAUUCUGGACCAUCUCCUAAAUCGACUGGAGUCAAAAGAGCUCUUUUUGGAAAAGCUAAUCCUGACGCUUCCCCAAAGAAAGCUCGAAUUAGUGAUGAAAAUACGAUUAUUGAUAGACUUAAAAGUGAGAAAUUUCCGACGAAAACUGAUUCAACUUUGUCUAAAGUGAAGCAAGUAUUUCACACUCGCCUCCCUACUAGACUUGUGGGCCGAUCUAAAGAAAUGUCUGAAAUUCAUUGUUUUCUUUCUGAUCACAUUUCUAACAAAAAACCUGGCAGUUUGUACUUAUCCGGAGCGCCUGGAACUGGAAAAACGAGCUGCUUGAUGUUUGUAAAAAAAGGAAUUGAAGCAGCAUUUUCAUUUGCCUUCAUCAAUUGUAUGACUGUGAACACGCCAACAGCCAUUUACAGGGCGAUUUCUAAGGAACUUGGACUAUCAGCAAAGGCUAUUAACUCCAAAAAUAUCGCUCAGGUUCUAAAAAAUCACAUUUUAAAUUCUAAAACUAUGAACGUGCUUGUGCUUGAUGAAAUUGACCAUUUGGACACUAAAGGACAGCAAGUGCUCUAUUCCUUGUUUGAGUGGCCACACAUGCCAAAUUCUUCGCUCGUUCUUAUUGGCAUUGCUAAUUCUCUCGAUCUGACGGACAGAAUGCUACCACUAUUGAACACUUUCAAAUUCCAGCCAAAACUCAUGCAUUUCCUUCCUUACACCAAAGAUCAAAUAGUGACUAUACUUGAAGAUCGACUCUCGGAGGCUCAAACUGAUGGAACUCUUGUAAUUUCACCAAUGGCUGUUCAGCUCUGUGCUAGAAAAAUCGCUGCUAACACUGGAGAUAUUCGAAAAGCUUUAGAUGUAUGCAGGCGAGCAAUUGAAAUCGUAGAAAAUAGGCUAACCAGACAACCGACACUCCAAGCAACUUCUGAUGACCGAUGCAAUCCUGGCAGUCCCAUGAAGAGAUCAUCCAUAAUCCAGAAAGUUGAUGUCCAAGAGAUCAGUUCCGUCCUCAGCGAGGUAUACGGCUCUCGUUUACAAGUUACAAAUUCUUCUGCUGGUUCUACUACUGUUACGUUGCCGCUUAAUCAGAUGCUUUUACUCUGUACUGUUGUUUUGAUGAAGAAGCACUGUAAAACACAGGACAUGACUCUUGGCAAGGCAUAUGAUGUCUGUAAACGCAUAUGCAAGAAACGAGACAUUACUUUUGUGGAUGAAUGUUCUUUUCAAUCACUUUGUAAACUUGUAGAAUCCAGGGGGUUUGUUCAACUUAAAAUGUCCCAAGUACCUAGAUUGACAAAAAUCAGUUUAAAAAUGGAUGAUGGAGAAGUUGAGCUUGUAUUGCAAGACAAAGCUAUGUUGCCUUCAAUAUUAGCCGAUACUACUGUUUUAUAUAAGUAAUUGUUUUUGUUUAAAUGUUUAGACGUAUCUGCAUGUGUAGAUUUUAUAUGUUGCGUUGUUUCAAAAUAUCAUUCCUUACUUUUUUUUUUACUAUUUUAACCAUCAAUUUUGAUUGAAAAGCAAAUAUUUUUAAUAUCUUAUCUACUAGAUUGUUUCACAUUGUAUUGUUUAUAAGUAUUCAUGAGCCUUGAUAGGAAACAUUAGAUUUUAUUCAUAUAUAUUUGAUCAUCACUAUUAAUUUUUUGAGGAAAAGUUGUCAACAAGUAGCCAAUUUAUUAUUCUGUUUAUUUUUACCAUAAUUUAUGAUUUUGAAUGCUUAAUGUUUGUAAUUUUAACAGCCAUAUUAUUCAGGGCUAAAUACUACUAUCUUUUUGGUGUAUGAGAGGAGAGGUUAAAAAAAAAAAAAAAGUAAUGUAAGAAAUUUUUAUUCAGUAAUUAGUGCUUUACAAUAUUUGUGUACACAUAGAUUAAUUAUGUUUAGUGUCAUGGUUGAUUUGUACUCAUGUUUUAUAAAAGUUUUUUGCAAUAAUGCACUAACAGCCCCUCACAAAUACACAACACAAAGUUUAAAACAGGUUUUUCAGGACACUUUGAGAGUAUAAUUCAUAAAUUGAGAUAAAUAAAAUUAAAUUUAUUGUUAAUUUUAUUUUAUUAAUGUUAUAGCUUGAUAUCUUGUUUCAGUGUUUGUUAUAAAUUUCUGUGUUUUUAAUGUGUGUAAAAUGACAAAAGUUGUGCUACUGUUUAGAUGUAAUUAUUUAUAGUUUAAUUUAUUUAAUUGAGUGAGACAAUUUAUUGAUCUGUGAUUGCUUAUAUUUUUUAAUAAAUUAAAUUAGUUUAUCUUA
This is a messenger RNA of Parasteatoda tepidariorum (common house spider), 2453 nucleotides long. It is a transcript of the gene Cdc6, whose product is annotated as Cell division cycle 6. NCBI's taxonomy places the organism in Eukaryota, Metazoa, Arthropoda, Arachnida, Araneae, Theridiidae. Gene Ontology annotation, molecular function: DNA replication origin binding; ATP hydrolysis activity. The record is from RefSeq and is a predicted model, not a curated record. Gene Ontology annotation, biological process: DNA replication initiation; cell division; mitotic DNA replication checkpoint signaling. Gene Ontology annotation, cellular component: nucleus.